Molecule: messenger RNA, 1945 nt
Organism: Neolamprologus brichardi
Lineage: Eukaryota; Metazoa; Chordata; Actinopteri; Cichliformes; Cichlidae
Biological process (GO): cell surface receptor signaling pathway; immune response; cellular response to lipopolysaccharide
Cellular component (GO): external side of plasma membrane
Source: RefSeq, a predicted model, not a curated record
UAAAAACAUAUAUUUAGAAAGAGUUUCUUUCAGACACAAUGAAUGUUAAAUGCGUUUUGGCGUUUAUCUUCCUGCUCGUCUUAUCCACAGCUGGAGGGAAAGCCGCUCUUAGAGACCAGAAAAACAUCACAGUUGAGUCUGGACAGAGUGUCAUGCUACCAUGUCGAGCUCCAAACAACAACAGCAGCAGCAUCAUAGUUGUAGAGUGGAGCAGAGCUGACCUGGGAGACGAAUAUGUGCUUUCAUAUCGGGAUGAGCAGUUUGAUCCAGACAACCAGCAUCCAUCUUUUAAGAACCGGGUGGAUCUGCAGGACAGACAGAUGAACGAUGGAGACGUGUCUUUGAUUCUGAACAAUGUGACGACUGCUAAUAGUGGAACAUAUGAGUGUCGUGUCUUCAUGGGAGAAACGCGCUCAUGGAUAUCCAGCAGCAUCUACCUGAGUGUCUCUGAUCCUCCAGACCAGAAAAAUAUCACAGCUGCAUCUGGACAGAACGUCAAUCUGACAUGUCGAGCUCCAAACAACAACAUCAGAGAUGUAGAGUGGAGCAGAGCAGACCUGGAGACAAAACAUGUCCUUAUGUACAGAGAUGAACAGUUUGUUCCAGAAGAGCAGCAUCCAUCUUUUAAGAACCGGGUGGAUCUGCAGGACAGACAGAUGAAGGAUGGAGACGUGUCUUUGAUUCUGAACAAUGUGACGACUGCUGAUAGUGGAACAUACGAGUGUCGUGUCUUCAUGAAAGAACCAAACCGAAGGAAGAGAGCGAAUGUGGACCCUGACCUCAUCAGCAUCAUCUACCUGACAGUUCUUCCUCCAGCUCCACCAGGAGGAACCACAGAGGAUGGAGAGAAGAAAGAUGGAGUUGCUAGAGGACAUUAUGGUGAACUGGUAGAUUUUGGUUUGUUACUUGUUGUGAUCCUUGUUGUUUUCCUUGUUGUGAUCUCUAAAAAACACAAGAAGGACCCUGCCCUUCCUCCUCCUCCUGAUGAAGAAGCAAAAAAGGAAGUGGUCUGAAACAUAGCACCAUGACAGGAGAGAGAGAGCACAUUAAAACCAGUUAAACAUGGUUAACUAUAAAAAUGACAUAUAAACGUAUAGAUAGCUCUGAAGCUCAGAGAGAAACUUCAUAACAAACUUCACUCUUCCACUAAACCUGUGCGAGCAGGUUAAAAACCUUCAGGUCUUAUUUGAUCCAGAACUCACAUUUGAAUUUUGCAUCAAAAAUAUUUAAUAACUGAUUUUCAUAUUUAUAGAAUAUUGUAGCAGUGCAACAGUCUCUCUCUCAGGUCAAUGCAGAGACACUGACUCCUGCUUUCAUCUACUGCAGGAUUGAUUACUGUAAUGUUCAUCUUUCUAGUUUAAAAAAAAAAAAAAAUUGUCGCUGCUGCAGCUGCUUCAAAACUCAGCUCCAGAGCCCAAAUUACACCAAUGUUACAGUCUCUGUAUUGACUCCCAGUCAGAGUCGUCUGUAAGGUUCAUUUACUGGUUUUUAACAGUCAGCGGUUCAGGACCUUCUCAUCUUUCUGAUUUACUUUUAUGCUACGAGCACUUCAGAGCCCUCAAGACAGGAGACCGUUGACCAUCUUUUAUUUAUCAUGCUGUUUCUUUUUAGUUUGCCAUUUUAUGGUUUUGUAUGUCUCUUUAUUGUAAUUUACUAUUCAUUUAUUUCCUUUUUUUGCACCAUUUAUUUAUUCCAUUUUUAUUAUAUUUAAUCUAUUCUUAGUAGCCUUGUAAUGUUAUUUAUUGUUUAUUUUUAAUCUCCUGUGUUUCUGUCUGAUGAGUGAGUGUCUGAUGUCUGAGUGUGGGAGUGGGGAUGGAGGGGUGAUGUGAGGGUGUAGUGAAGGUGAUGUAUGUGUAUUUUUUCUGCUUUUAAUGUGUACAGCACUUUGAGUGUCUUCUUUACUGUAUGAGAAGUGCUAUAAAUAAAGUUUUGAGUUAUAUCCUAA